Messenger RNA from Arachis ipaensis, 375 nucleotides. The record is from RefSeq and is a predicted model, not a curated record. NCBI's taxonomy places the organism in Eukaryota, Viridiplantae, Streptophyta, Magnoliopsida, Fabales, Fabaceae.
CUUAAGUCAGACCUUGUGGGAGAAACUAUCUGAAAGGGUUUGAGGGGCUUGCAAUGUCAAUUGGGAAUGGCCAUACUGAUAGUACAGAGCUUAGAACUGAAAACAAGCUGUCACAGAGUGUGGAUACUGGGGGUUCUAGUGAUGGAAGUGAUGGCAACACUGUGGGGGCUAAUCAAACACCAAGGAAAAGAAGCUGUGAGAGAACACCAGCCACUAGUAUGACUCUGUUCUUCACCAAGUGUCAUAUCUUGAUGAACAAUAGAGUUGUCCUGGGAUCACAAUUAUCUUUCUGAUACCAUCACUGCACUAAUUUUCUCGACCAGUUAAUUGAGUAGAGUCUUUAUUAGUCUGAUGUCAGAUUAUUUACUCUUUAAG